AUGAAGCACUUCUUGCGACGAUUUCUACAAUUUACAGGCACACGUAAAAGUAGUUUGCCUAUUGCUCUCAGUGAAAUGGAUGAAGCAUUAGGACAAUAUAUGACAUCACUACCAUCUCCUCUUUGUGUCUAUUUGUCUCCGCAACAUUUACUUCGUCUGGUGCCAAAUCAACCUCGAACCGCGGUUGCUAUUUGGCAUGAGGCGAUUCAAGCUGGAAUGUUACCACAAAGUAUUUCGUUUGGUACUUUUAGAGAAGCCUUAAUGCGUCUUUCCCCUUUGUUUCUCUUAGUUACCUUAACUGAGUCAAAUGAAAAUCAACAAGAAACAAUUAUAAGUUGGCAACCUUGGGUCUCACAGAUAUGGCGCACAAAUUUUGAUCUUAACAAGAUUGACCAUAGUGGUAAGGGGAAUGUAAAACCCAAAAAAAUGGUUGGGGAGUUGUAUCCAAAUGCGUUAGAGGUGCAAAUCUUUAAUAUUAUACCCAAAUACUUUGUGUCAACACAUCUUGUUCAAGAACGUUUGCGUUUCCUACGGGACCGUUCCACUUGUACUUCAACUGUCUUGGAGUGGCAUCAACUCACAAGUCCACCUCUUGCAUCUCUUCUUAAGUGGUCAGAUGAUUACAGUAUUGUACGGUUAUCUAAAAAUGUUUCUUUCACUGUACCAGCAGAUGAUUAUUAUAGUUUAAAGAGUGACCCAGAUAUAUUUCAUCAAUCAUUAAAUGCCUUGGCAUUAUUAUUGCCGACAUUUAUGGUUUCUGAGAAGUAUGUGCAAACUGUGUAUAGGGAAGUUUUUAUUAAUGAACAGGGUGUAUACCACUCGGUAUUUGGAACUCUAUUUAUCUCACGUUUUCCAGAUGCCCGUGCAUUAUUACAUCACCCGGAUUUACAAUUUGCAAUUCAACGCAAUGAGACUGGUAGUGUCAUGUUGCACACUAAAUUUCUUCAUACUGGUCGUGGAGUAUCGAACAAAUUCUAUGAGUUACGUCCAUCUACUACUAAGAAUAGUAUGACUACUAUCUAUGAUGUACGACAGGAACAACGACACCGUUAUGAUUAUAAUUAUAAUCAUAAUUAUGUACGAAAUGUUCUUAACACCUCAUUACCGUAUAUUCCACAAACUGGUGAUGAAGUGAUACUUGACUAUAUUCGGGGAGAACGUCUCCUAGGCCUGCAAUGUACGGCAGAUAUCAAUAAUGAUCACUUCAGUCUCACUCUUGCAACAGUUCAUGGUGAUGUUUUCUGCUUUAAGAGUACUAUUUCUUCUCUUCACCACUUGAUAGAGACUAAUAUUCCUCACAGUGGACUUCCCGUAGAGGUAUACGAGGCUCUUACCUCUGCGCAGGUAGUUAAGAUUGUUGCUGUUGACUCUUCAAAUGUAGAAGAAUGUAAGUCUGUAGAAAAGUCUGUUACAGAACUUAUUUGCUCCUGUUUAAAUCUGAAUAUUAAGACAGUCUGCAACCUCUGGAAGUUGGCUCUUUUUACUGGAUUUCCACUCCAAUUGCCACCAUCUGUAUCACUUUCGUUUUAUCGUCAUAUUCUUCUAUUGCGUCUUGGCGUAACAACAAUAACGAGAACAACAACGGUGGAAUCAGAAGAAGUAGGUGUAUUAAUACCAAUUGCGUUACAGAUUGCGAUGUGCGCUGUGCGUUUGUGUGGACUUUGUGGAAUAGAGAAUUCCCAAUUGGACGCUGAUACAUUACAUCGUUUGAUUUUAGAUGAGAAUGAAGAGAUGUGGUUAAUACGAAAUGUGGAAUUACGCAUUAGACGCUAUGGCGCAAUAUCUCAUCAGGGUGCGUCUCUCAAGUCCCUUCAACUACAACUGCAAUAUCUCUCCUUACUUUAUGGACCGGAGGUAAUAAAUAUUUCUAACGAGAGAACAGACCUUUCCCCUGUUACGUUACUCACUUCCCCAUCAUCACAGGAUCUUGUCAAGAACACAGUCCAAGCAUCCGAUGAGAGCGAACAAACUACAAAAGAAGGGGAGAAUAAAGAUCAAUCAGAAGAAGAAGAAGAAGAAGUAGAAAUCACAAAACUAGAAGAAAAAGAGGAAGAUGAAAGUUACUUUACAGCACUAUGCGCUGAAACGGACGUACUAUCUACAGAGAAUAAGAAGAAUGGAGAAAAAAUAACAAAGGGGAAGAUAUUGAAAUCAGAAGAAGAAACAACACCUCAGGUUUCCAAGAAUAAGAAUAAUGACCAAAAACAUAAAGAGGAAAUUGACAAUAAUAAUAAUAAAGAAGAGGAAGAGGAAGAAGUGUACAAUGCUAUGUUUGCCACUGAGAGUGAUAUUGAACCCAAUAUAGGAGUCGAAAAAGUUACGCCUGUCACUAGUACAACCUUAUCAACGAUACGUAGUUCACAAAAGAAUUUUAUUGACUCGGAGGACCAAAUUGAUGCCAAUUCCAAGAGCGAAUCACUAAAUUUUUUCUUGUCCCCACCGAGUACUAAUCCUAAUCGUAAAGAAAGCGUUAGAGGAGGGAACAGCCACCAGUACAAGAAGAAUCGUCUCCCACCGGCAUAUUCCAUUGGAAAGAUGUCAUUCUCAGGGAAACGCAGUUCCAGUGUUUCACCCAAAAGACCAUCUCAUUUUUCAUCCUCUUUAAGGGUGGAAGAAGUAAGAAAAAUGACGCCAAUGGAGAAGUCAAUGGAACAUCACCUGGGAGCUGUGGAGAAAGAAAGAGAUUUGAUGGGGCGUCUGGCACAAGAGAUCAUUUGGGAAACUCAGCAACCGUCAACAGGACGAAUCCGAGAAGGUCGUACUGGCAAUGGUGCCCUGAACGCUAAAACGAUGGAAUUAAUGCGUGAACUGCUUCAAUUGAAAUCAUCACAUAAUUAA
Molecule: messenger RNA, 2838 nt
Organism: Trypanosoma theileri
Lineage: Eukaryota; Euglenozoa; Kinetoplastea; Trypanosomatida; Trypanosomatidae
Exons: 1
Coding region: 1-2838 (945 amino acids)
Source: RefSeq, a predicted model, not a curated record